GCACUGCUUAAUAAUACAAGUUGUUGUUGUGCGGCAUGAUAUCAAUUUGAAAAUAGCGAAUGGCUCAUUCGAGGGCAAUUAUGUUGAGAUUGUAUAAAGAAAUGCUCGCAGAGGCUAAAAAGUUUGACUCGUACAAUUUCAGGAUGUACGCACUGAGGAAAAUACGAGACAGUUUCAGAGAAAGCAAGCAUCUUCAAGAUUCCAGUCAGAUACAAAAGGCAUUUGAAGAAGCCAAGAACAACUUGGAAAUUAUUAAGAGACAGGUUGUGAUUGGCCACCUGUACUCGACUGAGAAGCUGGUGAUUGAGAACGAGGAAGUCAGAACGCGUCUCCGGCAGAAGGCGGGCACGGAAGCGUCCAGUUCCCCCGGGCAGAUCAAGUGACUGCCGCGGCGAGCCCGAGUCUUCGCAGGCCUGCAGUGUUUGCGCUGAGCGCAUGGACACCUCACAGUAACUCAUUGUCCGCGUGCAUAUCACAGAUAUCACUUCUCCACUACUCUCAGCUUAGUGUCUCGCUUCCUUCGGCCGGCGUGAGCUGCAAGCUGGUUCAUGUCCGCAGAUUGGUCCUUUGUGAGCAAGUAUUCUUGUUUACUUUAGUGGGCUGGCAGUCAUAUUCACCAAAUGUGAUAUAGUUAUAAGAGAUUUAGAAAUGAAGUACCCUUGUGUAUUCUCUCUUACGUGUAAAUAAAAUUGUGUUUUGACAUGAACAA
This is a messenger RNA of Bacillus rossius redtenbacheri, 709 nucleotides long. RefSeq names its product LYR motif-containing protein 4 (gene bcn92). The transcript has 3 exons. Gene Ontology annotation, biological process: iron-sulfur cluster assembly. Gene Ontology annotation, cellular component: mitochondrion; L-cysteine desulfurase complex. Bases 60 to 383 code for a protein of 107 amino acids. NCBI's taxonomy places the organism in Eukaryota, Metazoa, Arthropoda, Insecta, Phasmatodea, Bacillidae. The record is from RefSeq and is a predicted model, not a curated record.